Messenger RNA from Panicum virgatum (switchgrass), 2095 nucleotides. RefSeq lists its product as uncharacterized. The record is from RefSeq and is a predicted model, not a curated record. The transcript is spliced from 5 exons. The coding region runs from base 524 to 2095 and encodes 523 amino acids. NCBI's taxonomy places the organism in Eukaryota, Viridiplantae, Streptophyta, Magnoliopsida, Poales, Poaceae.
AUACCUUGUAAGGAAACUUUUAAGUAACAGCCUGAGCCUAUGGAAAUUUGAAUGUGUAGUCGAAAGUUGGGACUUUUGAACUUUGAUGUCACCUCCUUCCUGGGACUUUCUUUAAACUCUAGCUCAAUCAGUAGCAUUUAUCAGAUUCUAACAACAUCAGGUCUCAGGACAUCAUGUCUUAGUGACUAAUACUGACCGAGCAAUUAAUGCAAAGGUACUGUUUUGUAUGUAUAAGCGCUGAUUUGUAUCAUUGCUGUUUCAUAUGCAUACGAUAGUCGUGUUCAAUUAAUGCAAAGGUGGAUAUUAUGUCAACAGAGAAAGUCGUGUUCAAUGUGCCCUCAAUGCUUUAGUAGUUUCCGCUGAUGAUUUUGCUUUCUUGCUAGUCAUGAUGCUUAACCUUUUAUUUGUUCUGACUGCACAAAAUAUAGGCUGGUAGCGGCGUCCGCCUGCGACGUGCUCGACGAGAAGCUUGAACUGCGAGUCCACACCAAGCCGGCCACGCCUACACCGCCGACCCGUUAGGAUGGAUGACCGUCAUUGGAUGUACACGGGCCGUCCAAGUCAGGCUACCAUGACCGAUGAAUGGAUUCGAAAGACCAAUGAUUUUUUGGAAGCCGCGUGGAGUCAGGCUGAAGGAUCGAGUUUCUUGUGGUGUCCGUGCAACAUAUGUGGAAAUAAGAAACGGAAAACGAAGAAGGUUAUGGGCCAACAUCUUUGCAAGUAUGGAUUUACGCCGGACUAUACCCGGUGGAUCUUUCAUGGUGAAGGCCACCGUAUGAGGGACGAGGUUGUGAGGCAACGCAUCGAUGAUUGUGAUGCUGAUGGUGGGGUUGGAGACAUGUUACAUGACUAUCAUGAAGCACAUUUCGGUGAACGACUGCAGGAGGAGGAGCCAGAGGCAUCCGCAAAGGUGUAUUUCGAGAUGUUGGAGGCUGCACAGAAACCACUUCACGGUCAUACAAAGGUUUCUCAGCUGGAUGGCAUCGGACGACUAAUGGCCUUGAAGUCUCAGUUUAGCCUGAGCCGAGACGCCUUCGACAGUCUGUUGACCGUGUUUGGAAGCAUGCUUCCAGAAAAUCACAUUAUGCCAAAGUCAAUGUAUCAGGCACAGAAAAUUCUCGGUGCACUUAAGAUGCCAUAUGAGCAGAUACAUUCUUGUCCAAAUGGGUGUAUCUUAUUUAGGAAGGAGCAUGAGAAAGCUGCUUACUGUCCGAAAUGUAAAGCCUCUAGGUUCCUCGAAGUGGACUCUGGUGAUGGUCAGCCUAAGAAGCAGCUCACGAUUCCCGUGAAAAUCCUACGCUACCUUCCUUUCAUUCCGAGGAUCCAACGACUAUUCAUGACCGAGGAAUCCGCGCAACAGAUGACCUGGCACAAGAAAGGUGUUCGAUACAACCCUGACAAGAUGGUGCAUCCAUCCGAUGGUGAGUCAUGGAAGAAUUUUGAUAGGAUUCAUCAUGACAAGGCUAAUGAAGCUCGUAAUGUACGUAUUGCGCUUGCAACAGAUGGGUUCAAUCCUUAUGGGAUGGUGGCCGCCUCGUACUCAUGCUGGCCUGUGUUUGUUAUCCCUCUGAAUCGCCCUCCAGGGGUCCUAUUUCAACGACAGUCCAUAUUCGUGUCGUUGAUUAUUCCAGAGCACCCGGGGAAUAAAAUGAGUGUUUACAUGGAGCCUCUGAUUGAUGAUUUGGUCAAGGCAUGGGACGAAGGGGUGUGGACCUAUGAUCGAGCAACAAAGACAAAUUUUAGAAUGUAUGUUUGGUACCAAUUCUCCCUGCAUGACUUACCCGCGUUAUUGAUUCGAAAUGCCAGGCGGGGGCAAGAUUGGUUUCCUGAGCGCCUUGUAUUGGAUGCUCGUGCAGGCGGGUGCCCACAAAGGAAGCCCAACGGCAUCCUGGGAACCCUAUGCAGGGAGCUCUUCCCUGGGCUGGUGAUGCAUGCCGGGAAUCUGGAGCCGGCAUACACGUGGGACCACUACAUCGCCGUCCCAGAUGCAGAAGAUCGGGAAGGGAGGUCCUUCGGCAACAAGGCGAGACGAGUGGUGGGAGAAUUUUGGGAUUUCUUCAGGUGCGAGCCAGGAUAUGAGGCCAUAGCGGCUUAG